Molecule: messenger RNA, 2223 nt
Organism: Clupea harengus (Atlantic herring)
Lineage: Eukaryota; Metazoa; Chordata; Actinopteri; Clupeiformes; Clupeidae
Gene: tmem25
Product: transmembrane protein 25
Biological process (GO): negative regulation of excitatory postsynaptic potential
Source: RefSeq, a predicted model, not a curated record
UUUUCACCUCUUCCUCCCCGUCCCUCUCUUCACUCAGAGUGUAGCGGCAGCAUGACUGCCUGCGUCAGCCUGUAAGCGGGAAACUGCCGCUGCAGAUUCAGCCUGCCUGUGUGUGAGUGUGUGUGUGUGUGUGUGUGUGUGUGUGUGCGUGUGCGUGUGCACGCGCGCGCGUGUGUCUGUGUGUGUCUCUGCCCCCUCGCCUGUGUGAGCCAGGGGGACUGUUCUCUCCCGAGCAGCCCAACAUACAUGGAUCAAACGCAGGCUGACUUUCACCUUCAGCAGCCAUCUGUGCCGAGAAUUACUUCUUCAUUUUCAACAACAAAGACUGCAACUGCACCUUUAAUGUGCUGACUGACCCAGAUUUCAGUGUUUGCUGCAUUGCUGGCUGUGACAUAUGCUCUAUUUUCAGCUGUAGGCUGAAGAAUGGCACUGCCUGUGAGGGGCAUGAUGCAUUGUGGGAGUCUGAGGCUAGGAACAGGCACCAUGCUCCUGGUCCCGGUUCUACUCACUAUUACCUGGGCAUGGACAGGAGCGAUUGAGCAUGGCCCUCGAAUUGACGGGAAGCGCCGUUUGGCGGUCACACUGCAGGAGAACAACACACGGCAAUUCAGAUGCCAAUCAGAUGGCUGGAACUCUCAAGCCCCGCCUCUGCUCACCUGGUACCUGAACGGGGAGCAUCAGAGGCAGCCGGUGAACGAGGGCCCAGAGCGGCUGGUGGUGAAGUCACCGGGGCGGUCGUCGGUACAUCGGAAGCACCCCCAGCGCAACAGCACCUUCUCGCUGAAAGCCCGGCGGUGGGACAGGGAGCUGGUCUGUACGGCCUCGAACCCCGGGAGUGGGGAGAGCUACAAUGCUACGGUCAUACUCAACGUGCAGUUCCAGCCUGAGAUUCUGCGAGUGAACGCCCACUACAGCGACACCUCGGACCCCGGGCUUUCUCUGGUGCUUUUUGCUCUGGUGCGCUCCAACCCACCGGCCACCAUCACCUGGAUGGACCAGUCUGGUCAGCAGGUAGCCAACACCUCAGACUUCCUCAUCCUGGACACGCAGAACUACCCCUGGCUGUCCAAUCACUCACUGCGGGUCUCCAUGAACAACCUGACGGGAAACGUGUCUGUGAAUGCCAACAACAGUGUGGGCGCUGCCCAGAGCAACCUCACUCUCUCUGACUUCCUGCAGUCCCGUGUGGAGGUGCCGGUGAUGGGCAUCGUGACGGGGGGUGUCCUAGGAUUCGUCACCCUCCUAAUCCUCACUCUUAUAGUGGUCUGUCUGCUCCACAAGGGAAAGGGGAAGGACGUUGAGGAGCCAGUGGAGAUAACGUUAUCCACAAAAUGCACUGACUCAUCUAAAGUGCCAGCUGACGGCGUGUAUCUACCCCGAGAGAACAUGUCUUUGCCCUCUCACGUCCAGCUGAAUGACAUGAGCUCUCUGUGUAAGGGACUACAGGAGAACAAGUCCAACCCAGGGGGAAAGAAGGGGGAGGAGGAGGAGGACCUCUCUGAAGCCUAUGCAGCCAGAGGCUUUGCCAGGUAUCCGAUGGUUGGAUACAUCUACAAGGUGAACAGUGUGAGCAGUGAAGAGAUCUGGCUUUGACAACGACUCCCUCCGGUAGGAGACUGACCUCGGUACAUCACCUCAUCCUCAACCUCACAACUGCCAGUCUGUUCAUCUGACAAGAGUCCAGUCCAGAGGAGUUCAUUAAAUGCAUCCUGAAGAGGGUGGUCACUGGUAGAUCAGACAGGAUGGCGGUGACCAGAGGAAUAUCGGCAAAAAAUAAACCCCACAGACUUGCAGGGACCAAAACACUCGUUGGAGCUCCGGUCUUCAUGUUGUCCUCAUGUGUUGGUCCAAGCAUGGCUGACUGUUCUGUCUCUCUUACUGGGAAUUCAUUCUGUACACCUGACUAGCGUUGUCCAGGCAGUGUGUCUGUGUUCCAAGUUGUGAUCACUGACGUUAAACAUGUCUUCCUCUUUCAUUGUCUUUCUAUACACAUACUUAAGCAAGAAACCUAUGUGCUGCUAUACGGAAUGCAAUGUAGCUUGUGCAAUAAAAGAGAAUGUCCAGUAUUAGUUCAAAAGAUAUAUUUGUACAGAUAAAAAUGCUAAGAGACUAUUAAACAUGUACAUGUACUGUAUAUGUGUAUGUAUAUUUGUAUGCAUAUGUUUUAGUUUAUUAAUAUAUGUACAUAUAGAACCUAAAUAAAGAGGACUAUGAGGAUUUCUA